Molecule: messenger RNA, 1389 nt
Organism: Apaloderma vittatum (bar-tailed trogon)
Lineage: Eukaryota; Metazoa; Chordata; Aves; Trogoniformes; Trogonidae
Gene: TOE1
Product: target of EGR1, member 1 (nuclear)
Biological process (GO): snRNA 3'-end processing
Cellular component (GO): cytoplasm; Cajal body
Molecular function (GO): snRNA binding; 3'-5'-RNA exonuclease activity; metal ion binding
Source: RefSeq, a predicted model, not a curated record
UGUGUCACCCCACCCCUGCAGUCAGAGAACACGUAUCUCUGCCAGAUCUACAACCUGACACUCCUCUGCAUGGAGGACUAUGUCGUGGAACCCCAGUCGGUGCAGUUCCUGGUGCAGCACGGCUUUGACUUCAACAAGCAGUACUCCCAGGGGAUUCCUUACCACAAGGGCAACGACAAGGGCAACGAGAACCAGAGCCAGAGCGUUCGGACUUUUUUUCUGGAGCUUAUACGAGCGAAGAAGCCUCUUGUUCUCCAUAAUGGCCUGAUUGAUCUGGUCUUCCUGUACCAGUGCUUCUACGCUCACCUCCCAGACAGCCUCGGCACUUUCACUGCCGACCUCUCAGAAAUGUUUCCAGCAUACGCUUCGGAGUUUGAGACUCGUUUUGUAGCAUCCUACCUGGAGUAUGCUUACAAGAAGUGCAAGCGAGAGAAUGGCAAGCUGAAGGAGUCCAGCGGCCAGCACCUCACUGUUGAGUUCUGCAACUACGCUGCAAACAUGUGCCGUUACAUUGACUAUCGCCACUGCUCUCUGGAAGAAGAAAGACUCAACAUGGGAGGGGGAAACAAGGUGCCCAUCUGUGAGAAAUUUUCGGCCUAUGGCUUCUGUCCAAAAGGGGUGAAGUGUCCACAGUCUCACAACAUUGACCUCAUUAUUGAUGAGGAUGACAGACUUUGGGAGGAGAAGCGAAAGAAACGGAAACACAAAUGGAAGCAGCGUAAGAACGCAGAAGAGCCUGCAAAGGCGUUCAGAGAGGAAAACUCAGGGAAAGAAAUGGAGCUAGCUCAGAACGGGGAGGAGGGACCGCCACGAAAGCAGAGCUGCUAUGAGCCUGCAGCUGCCAUGGAGCUGGCAGAGAUCACACCCAGCCGUGAGGCUAGGCCACUGGAGAACACAGGCAUGGAACCAGAGGUCAGCUCAGAGACCAGCGCACAAGGGGAAGAUGAUCUGGGGAGCAACAAAGGAAUCAGUGUCCAGGUAGCAGCUGCUGUGAGCCCUUCUGCCAAGGGAAAUGCCUCUGACAGUGACCAAGUGGAGGAGAAGUCAGAGGUUCCCGAUGGGGUGGGCUCAGUGAAUCACCUCGACAUCCCCCAGACUGAAGCAGCACGUGCUGCAGAAAAGGAAAAGGAAAGCCACAGUCCGCCUUCACAGGGGGGCACACACCGAGCUGGCUUUGACGCAUUCAUGACUGGCUACAUCAUGGCUUAUGUCUGGAUGCUCAAGAAAGGAAAAGACGUGGACUCUGGUGCAGGGCCCUGGUUGCCAGACUGCCAUAAUAAACUGUAUCUCAGCGGGAAAUCGGUGCCACUGCAAAUAGUGAAGAGCUUGUUUUCUAAAUCUUCCAAAGCUCACAGCCAGAAGAUGAAGUUGGCCUGGGCCAGUGGGUAG